This is a messenger RNA of Melitaea cinxia (Glanville fritillary), 1293 nucleotides long. It is a transcript of the gene Snx16, whose product is annotated as sorting nexin-16. Gene Ontology annotation, molecular function: phosphatidylinositol binding. Gene Ontology annotation, biological process: endosome to lysosome transport; protein targeting to lysosome; early endosome to late endosome transport. The transcript has 3 exons. Bases 245 to 1108 code for a protein of 287 amino acids. Lineage: Eukaryota; Metazoa; Arthropoda; Insecta; Lepidoptera; Nymphalidae. The record is from RefSeq and is a predicted model, not a curated record. Gene Ontology annotation, cellular component: late endosome; early endosome; extrinsic component of endosome membrane.
UUACUGGUCAAUGUCACUUCGUGGUGCUGUUUGAUGUUAUCAUCGUUGAAUUAUCACAAUAUUGUUUACAAUAAACUGUUACAAAUAUAAAAAAAUAUAACAUUUAUAUCAGAAAAGGUGCUAAGUUAUUGAAAUGUUAAUUUUUGUGUAUAAAACAUACAUAUUUUACUCGUUAAUGUACGUUACCUUAAGAAAGGAGUGGACAGUCUAAGUGAAUAAUUCUAUUGAAAUAGUCUCAAUUUGGAUGUCUACAAAACCGGUGCUGAAAAUGGCGACAGUACAAAAGAUGGAAUCAAAAAUAAUAAAAUUAACAGACAACCGUCCAAGAGACAGCAUGAACAAUGAAAUAUCUUCAACAUCGAGCGAAGAUGGCAAUUCAGACCCUAUCUCAAAGUUCAACAACUUCUACAAAUCUAGGUAUGCAGAAUCAACUCAUUCAGACAACGAGAUGGAAACACCUAGACCCAUACAACCGAGAAACCAUUACAAAUCGAUGGGUAACAUCAACGAUUUUACCAACCACACCAUACAAAAUAGUAUAAGUAAUGUAGAUUUAAGUCUCCAUAGGAGUGAAAUAAAGAAAUUCGAGUCUUUACGCAUUCCAAUCGUCGGUUAUGAGGUUAUGGAAGAAAGGGCAAGGUUCACGAUAUACAAGUUAAAAGUUGAGGACGACAAACGCGAUCAGUCCUGGCUUGUGUUUAGGAGAUACACGGAUUUUGUUAGGCUGUAUAAUCGCAUAAAAAAUGAACAGCCGAACAUCUUAUUACCGUUGCCAGGGAAAAGGUGGUUUAGGGAUAAUUUUCAGCCAGCUUUUCUGGAGGAAAGAGUUAGGGGAUUGCAGACGUUCGUCAACGCGAUUUUGAAUAAGCUUCCAAAUCACCCAGUUGUGAGAGAAUUCUUCUGUUUAGACGAACCGCCCCAAGUAUUCAGCUACCAGCCUGAAGUUCAGGCAGUAUACGGCGCGUUGGAAGAUUCGAUAACUACGCUGAAAGUUCAGUUGAAACAGAAGGACGCAACGAUAAUGCAUUUACAGAAACGUGUUGCGCUUUUAGAAGAUCAGAUUAAAAACUGUCCGACUUGCAGUACAAAUAAAUCGGCCAAUAUUUAGUAUACGUAGUUGAGUUUUAUAUAUAAAGGCAGCUCCGAGUAUUAAUGUGAUGACAAAAAUUAGAGUUUAAUUAAAAUUGGUCUCUCGGGAAUCUUAGAGUUUUUGGUUUGUAUUUUUAAUGGGUGUCCAACCCAAAUAGUAUUUUGUGAAGUUCAUUAGGUUAUGUUGUUUGGAAAUGGCGUUUA